AUGGUUGUUCAAGACGAAUAUUCUUCCACGGAAGUCUCCCUUCUUGGACGAGACUCCCGUGGCUCCUUGCAAGAAGCUACUAACCAUACAGAAUCCCUCUUGGGAUGUAGAGAGCCUUAUGGACCCCCAGGUCUUGCUGGCCUUGUGGCAAAUCCUUUUGUAUUCCUCUGCGCAGCAUGCUCUACCCUAGGUGGGCUCAUGUUCGGGUACGAUCAGGGCGUGGUGUCUAUCAUACUGGUAAUGGACCAGUUCCUCGAACACUUCCCCCAAGUAUCUGACCAAGCAUCAGGUGCUGGAUUCUGGAAGGGGCUGAUGACCGCGAUGAUUGAACUGGGUGCUCUUCUAGGUGCUUUCAACCAAGGUUGGAUUGCAGACAAGAUCUCCCGGCGCUACUCAAUCAUUGUCGCGGUAGUCAUCUUCACAGUCGGCUCGAUCCUUCAGACUACUGCAGUGGACUACACCAUGUUGACUAUUGCCCGCCUGAUCGGGGGUGUGGGAAUUGGUAUGCUCUCCAUGGUCGCUCCCUUGUAUAUAUCCGAAAUUUCACCACCCGAAUGCCGUGGCACACUGCUGGUCAUGGAAGAGUUCUGUAUUGUAUUGGGCGUCGUGAUUUCGUUCUGGAUUACGUACUACACACGAUACAUGGCCGGAGAUUGGGCAUGGAGACUCCCUUUUUUAUUGCAGAUGAUCCCUGGCUUUGUUAUCGCUGCAGGUGUUGUCGUUCUCCCCUUCUCCCCACGGUGGCUUGUCUCUAAGGGUCGAAACGAGGAAGCUCUUCAAAGUCUUUCGAAACUUCGAAGACUACCCAUCUCAGAUAAGCGCAUUCGGCAGGAAUUCCUAGAUAUCCGAGUCGAAGCUCAAUUUCACAAGGAAGUGGAUGCUGAAAGGCACCCAGCUCUGCAAGGCGAUGAUAUGAGAAGUACAUUUCGUCGAGAACUGGCCUCCUGGUUGGAUUGCUUCAGACGAGGCUGCUGGAAACGGACGCAUGUGGGAAUAGGCCUUAUGUUCUUUCAACAGUUCGUUGGCAUCAAUGCACUCAUCUAUUACUCCCCCACCCUUUUUGAGACCAUGGGAUUGGAUAGGGACAUGCAAUUGAUCAUGUCUGGAAUUCUCAACAUGAUGCAGCUGGUGGGCGUGGCCAGCAGCGUGUGGACGAUGGACUCUGCAGGAAGGCGUGUCCUGCUAUUGACAGGGUCUGUUUUCAUGACGCUUGCUCAAGUUGUCAUUGCAACCUUGGUUCGUCUCUAUGGCGAGGAUUGGCCAGGUCAUAGACAACAAGGGUGGACUAGUGUUGCCUUUCUCCUGUUCUACAUGCUUGUUUUUGGAUGCAGUUGGGGCCCAGUGCCCUGGGCGAUGCCCUCAGAAAUCUUCCCUUCCUCUCUCCGCUCCAAAGGUGUGGCCCUCUCAACUUGUUCGAACUGGCUGAACAACUUCAUCAUCGGCCUAAUCACUCCGCCUCUGGUCCACAUUACGGGAUACGGAGCCUACGUGUUUUUUGCCAUUUUCUGUGCCCUCUCAUUUGCGUGGACAUUCCUCCUUGUUCCCGAGACGAAGGGACGCAGCCUGGAGCAAAUGGACGAUGUUUUCGGUGAUGGCACGAGCGGAGAAGAGCAAUCCCGCCGACAAGAGAUUGAGACGGCUCUGCUAAGAACUGAACGUGAAGGUAUGUUGACGUUAGUCAAACCAUACCCUCACUUGCCGUUAUCGAGAUCCGGCAACGCAUCACCCGAGGAGCUCCCGUUGUUGGGAAAUAUCAAUCAAUAA
Molecule: messenger RNA, 1764 nt
Organism: Monascus purpureus
Lineage: Eukaryota; Fungi; Ascomycota; Eurotiomycetes; Eurotiales; Aspergillaceae
Source: the annotation of a GenBank genome assembly